ACAGAUACUUUGAAUAUCUUCCAUUUCAUCGGAGCGUCUUCUUGUCCGCUCAGUGCGUAGAGAGAGAAAAAUGCGAUUUCUAGAGAGAGAAAGAGUCUCCAGGACUCUCUAGGGUUUAGAUUUUCAAUUCCUUGUUAUAAAUUUUUGCGGACGAGAACUGCAAAAUUUUUCACCGAGGACUUUGAGGUUGAAGAUUGGAGGAAGAUUCGUCUUUUCAUAAACUGCACGGAAAACGAGUCUUCGAGCUCAAGCAAAGUUGUUUCUCAUUGAGUUUCCAACUUUGAACGGUUAUUUUCCGGGAAAGCGGUAAAUUUUCCCGGAGAAGAUUAUUCAUUUUUGGAGAAGAAAGUCGUGGAAUCGUAGCGAGCUUUCUGAAUGGUAAAUUUGGACGAGAAAGUCUUGGUGUUCAGAGGAAGGGUUAGAUAUUGGUUCUUUGAUGGUUUGAUGAAAUGCAAAUUGAAAGAAAUUUUUGGUGAAAGUUGACCGGUAAUAUGAUUCAAAAAGAUGAGAAUUGAGUGAUUACUUUCGAGAGAGAGGGCUCAUAUGGGGAAAUCGGGCAUAAUUUGAGGAGUUGCAACCAUGAGUUGCAGCGAGAGGAACAGAGGAGGAGGAGAGGAAGAAGAAGAGAGGAGACAUGAGCAACCGGUUUUGCCAAGGUCUGUCGAGAUGGACCCGAAUUCUGUUUCGCGGAAUGGUUCAAUAACCGCCCCGCAGUUGACGAUCGACGAGAACUUGCUGGUUGACCCGAAACUACUGUUUAUUGGGUCGAAAAUCGGUGAGGGAGCGCAUGGAAAAGUCUAUCAAGGAAGGUAUGGUGAUCGAAUUGUUGCCGUCAAAGUUCUCCAUCGUGGGAGCACUUAUGAAGAAAGAGCUUCACUGGAGAAUCGUUUUGCCCGCGAAGUUAACAUGAUGUCUCGAGUUAAACAUGAGAACCUUGUCAAGUUUAUUGGAGCUUGUAAAGAUCCUUUAAUGGUGAUUGUAACUGAACUAUUGCCUGGGAUGUCACUCCGGAGAUAUUUAGUCGGUAUUCGUCCUGGAAAAUUAGACCUUCAUGUGGCUGUAAAGUUUGCUAUUGACAUAGCUCGUGCAAUGGAAUGUCUACAUGCCAAUGGGAUCAUACAUAGAGAUCUGAAACCUGACAAUUUAUUGCUUACGGCGAAUCAGAAAUCUGUGAAGCUCGCAGAUUUUGGCCUUGCAAGAGAAGAAACGGUGACUGAGAUGAUGACUGCAGAAACUGGGACUUACCGUUGGAUGGCUCCUGAGUUGUAUAGCACUGUGACAUUGCGUCAGGGAGAGAAGAAGCACUACAACAACAAAGUUGAUGUAUACAGCUUUGGAAUUGUGUUAUGGGAACUGUUAACGAACCGCAUGCCAUUUGAAGGCAUGUCAAAUUUGCAGGCUGCCUAUGCUGCUGCUUUUAAGCAAGAGCGGCCUAGUAUGCCUGAGAACAUCUCUCCCGAUCUUGCUUUCAUCAUACAAUCAUGUUGGGUUGAAGACCCCAACUUGAGGCCAAGCUUCAGCCAGAUUGUGCGCAUGCUCAAUUCAUUUCUCUUCACACUUUCACCAGCACCACCCUCACUAGAUUCCGAUGCUAACGAUGCAGCUGCUAGUAAUGAAAAUGAUUCGAUGAAUGACUUAUCUGCACGCACAAGAGGAAAGUUUGCUUUUAUUCGGCAAUUGUUUACCGCAAGGAAGACCAAGAACCCGCAAUGAGCGGGUCUAUUUUGAAGUCAUUUUUGGGUUCCAACUUGAGGAACACAGGCAUGCACUAGAAAAUGUUUCGAACAAGUUUGUGAUUACUCAGCCUAAAUCACGAAUGAUCUGCAUACUGCGGAAAAUGCCAAUGAAGAAACAAUGUUGAUUGCGGAAAGAAUAAAAAAAGGAUAAGUCGGCCAUUUCACGUAGUCUAGUUAACCUUAUUGUAAAGAAGAUACAUGGUUUUGAACAUUUUUCUGUUCAUAUCAAUGUUACCUUCUUUAGAGGUAUAUAGUUCACCGGUAAUUAUAACAACUUUUUUCCCUUAGUUUUUAUCGUCUUGGUCAUGCAUUUUGGUUUUCUGUCAAGGUCACGGUUCUAUGAAUAGAGAUUAAAGCAUAAAUGUAAACUGAAAUGUUAGUAUAGUAUUUGUUCAUACUGGGUUUAAACUAGGCAUUGAAGCUACAUAACUGGAAAUGUUGGUAUAUGAACAUGCUAAAUUCUUACGAUACACGAAUGGUUAUCGACUCUAGGUGUGCCGUUA
Molecule: messenger RNA, 2239 nt
Organism: Morus notabilis
Lineage: Eukaryota; Viridiplantae; Streptophyta; Magnoliopsida; Rosales; Moraceae
Product: serine/threonine-protein kinase STY13
Exons: 7
Coding region: 580-1713 (377 amino acids)
Biological process (GO): protein phosphorylation
Molecular function (GO): ATP binding; protein kinase activity
Source: RefSeq, a predicted model, not a curated record